AUGGAUUCGUAUCCGCCAUGGGAAGAUUCUGUGCCGGAUGAGGCGGCCGGUUUUCCAAGCGGAAGCGACGCCUCUGCUUCCCCGCCUGCUUCAGUGGCUGGCGUGCAGCAGGAGCCUGCGCCGGUAGAGGAGCCAGACCUCGGGGAGGACGAGCUCCUGUUACGACUGGCGCAGGUCACGCAGUUCCUUGUAAGCUUCCGAGUCACCCGCCCGGAAGUGGUGCGGGCGACGCAGGCACGCCAUGCGCUCCGGCGGUUUGGGCGUGUCUUGCGCGAAGGGCACGGCGGGCCAAAUCUCUACCAGUACAGCGAGGCAAGGCAGCACAUUGCGGAAUUCUGGUCACACUCCUGGCAUGGCAAUGCUUGGUCCAAGGUUUUGCUCCUCCUUGUAAUGUACCAUGGUUUGCCAGCCCUGUUGGCUGGCACCGUGGCUUUUGCAACGGCGCGGGUUUGUAUACAACCGGGGCAAGGACCGCUUCCUCUGGAGAACUCCUUGGCUUGGAGUACGCUGGCCGGCGUUUCUUCGUCCGGCCUCUGCCUCGGGCUUUGGCAGUCUCGCAAACGCGUCUUCGUGGAUCGGAUCUGUAUCCACCAGACAGACUCCAGGCUGAAGAUGGAAGGCAUGUUGAACUUGGCAGCAUUGUUGAAGCGCUCUCAGUCCAUGCUGGUCUGCUGGGAUCCCUCCUACGUGCUCCGCAUGUGGUGUUCGGUAGAGCUGGCCGCCUUCUUGAAAAGUCACCCGGAAGGACCUUUGGUCAUCAGGCCAACCAGCUGGGGAGCAUGUGUUAUUGUGGCGUUUCUCUCCUUGGCUACACUUUUGGUAGGGCCAGAGAUUCUGACCAACAACCUUGUUCGUGAAGAGGGUGCCUGGCGCGACCUCGUAGCUUCCUUUGUCUUCACGGCUUCCGUGAUCGUCUUCAUGUGCUUCACCAGCGCUGUCGCUCGAGCCCAUUUCCGAGCGGCUGCCACUGUUCAAGAUCAGCUGAGGACCUUCUCCUUCGAAAAUGAUACCCUGUGCCACUGUUGCACUGUGCAUCAUGUGGACAAACAUGGUCAGAAGUUGCUGUGCGACAAGCAGACAAUAUCGGGGUGUCUUGAACAUUGGUUUGGCUCCGUCGCUGAUUUCGAUGUGGUCGUUCAAAAACAAGUGUCUGCAUCAUUCGGGAGCAGGGUCAGUCUAAACUGCCUUCUACCCUAUUCUUGGCUCACAGCAACCACCAUUCCCAUGCUGUGGUUUGGAAUUCAUUUGGGGAUUGAUUUUCGGUUCCGCUACUCUGACUCAUGGAUGGCCUUCUACAACUGGUUUUACUGCGUCGGAUGGUGGCUGGGCGUCAUACCACUUCUUGUGGCGCUGUGGUUGCGAGUCAUGCGCCGGUGCAAGCGUCGCCGUGCUGGAGCGUGUCAGGAGGUGAUGCUCAACGUGGCCUGCUCUUGUCUGUUCGGCCUCAUGGUCUUGACGGCUCGCGGGAUUGAGACUUUAGUUGUGACUUCCGUCCCGACAUACGGAGUUCUCGUAUGCACAAUCUUUUCUCUCACAGCCGCUGCCCUCGCCUUAGGUGAUUGCGGCAGGCUCUUUAGUCGCAAGUCUCCUCAAACCGCUUCCUGA
This is a messenger RNA of Symbiodinium natans, 1605 nucleotides long. NCBI's taxonomy places the organism in Eukaryota, Dinophyceae, Suessiales, Symbiodiniaceae. The record is from the annotation of a GenBank genome assembly.